Arabidopsis lyrata subsp. lyrata is the source of this 438-nucleotide messenger RNA. RefSeq lists its product as uncharacterized. The record is from RefSeq and is a predicted model, not a curated record. Lineage: Eukaryota; Viridiplantae; Streptophyta; Magnoliopsida; Brassicales; Brassicaceae. The coding region runs from base 129 to 350 and encodes 73 amino acids. The transcript has a single exon.
CUCCCUCUUAAAUUCCAAACCACACUCAGCUUUCACCAAAUUCUUUUUACAUUUUAUCACCUCUUUGUCUCUAUUUGCAUCUCUUUUCUUAAUUACCAUUAUAUUUUUCUACUGUGAACUUUUCGAAUAUGUCGCUAGACGGAUCGGGACUAGGAGGGAUGGCUAUGGCGGAGGCUUACACGGUGAGGAAGUUUCAUAGAGAGAACAUGAAGAGUAUGAUGGCAACCGCGGCCACAAGUACCGCCGGUGGAAUCGAAGAGAACGGUGGAGGAUCCGGCCGGUGGUUCUUUGGAAAGCUAAGCACCAAGAAAAACUCUGCUAAAGUUUUUGAUCUUAUGAUCACGGAAUAAUAUAUAAGCUAUGAUGGUCACGUCAAAAAAUUAAACAAAUUAAUAUAACGAAUAAAACGUUGGAACUAUCUUUUGUCAUUUUGUGUUA